AGAAAUUCGUAGGAAGGUGGACUUCUCCCCACACAUCAUCCUAACCUGGUUCGUAACAUGGAUGUGGCUGACUGGUCCCCGAGUCCCUGGGGGCAGGAAGAAGGAAGACUCGAGGGGGACACCAAGUUAGGGACUUGAGGACCUGGUUGCAAGGUAAGAGCGUCCAGCAACAGAUCCCUGGUGAUGUAUUUGGCACCUGCCGUGGAGCACGAACAGGCCCGGGGAAGCCUGGAUGCUUUUUGCCACUCUGAUGGCAAAUGAUGAGACCAGCGACCAUGGAUUUUAGCACCCCUUCUGUGUUUGAUCAGCAAAAAGGUGACUCAUCAGAGGAAGUGGACCUGUCCAUGGUGUAUCAGGCAGCAUCCCACGGGGAUGUCAAUGCUCUGACAGCAGUGAUUCGGGAAGACCCUUCCAUCCUGGAAUGCUGUGACAGUGAAGGAUGCACACCCUUGAUGCAUGCGGUUUCUGGACGUCAAGUGGACACAGUGAAGCUGCUGUUGAAGAUGGGAGCCAAUAUUAACAUGCAGGACGCUUAUGGCCGCACGAGCUUGUGUCUGGCAACAUACCUGGGUUGGCUGGAAGGCUGUGUAAGUUUGCUCAGAAAUGGUGCCAAGCACAACAUCCCAGACAAGAAUGGGCGCCUGCCACUGCACGCUGCCACUGCUGAGCCUGACGUGAGGCUCCUCACGGUUCUGUUGCAGCAGUCAAGCCUCAGUGAGAUCAACCACCAGGACAACGAGGGAAUGACACCACUCCACUGGGCAGCUUUCCACAAUCGACCUCAGCACACCCAGAUGUUGUUGAAGAAGGGGGCAGACCCCACGCUGGUGGAUAAAGACUUUAAAACAGCCCUCCACUGGGCGGUCCAGAGCGGAAACAGAAUCCUGUGUUCCAUCAUCCUGAGCCAUCCGCAGGGCCCUUCCAUCAUCAACUACGACGACGAGAGCGGGAAGACAUGUGUCCACAUCGCUGCGGCCGCCGGCUUCAGCGACAUCAUCACAGAACUGGCCCGAGUCCCUGAGUGUCACCUGCAGGCUCUGGAUGUGGAUGACAGGACCCCUCUGCACUGGGCUGCGGCUGCGGGGAAGGCAGAAUGCGUGCAGUCUCUGCUGGAGCUGGGCAUGGACAGCAACCUGCGGGACAUCAAUGAGAGCACGCCCCUGGCCUACGCCCUGUACUGUGGCCACACUGCAUGCGUCAAGCUCCUCUCCCAAGAGAGCAGAACAGAGCCUGCCCAGCUCCUUCCCUCCCAGCACAGUAGACCACAGAAGAAAGAGGGUCGUUUCAGUAUGCUGAACCAAAUCUUCUGCAAAAGCAAGAAGGAAGACCUCAGAGUCCACCAGAAGGAGCACAGCAGGGUCCAGGCCCAAGGAGAGGACACCUCGGAAGUUGAUGACAUCAUCACCACCUUCGACAGCCUCGUGAACUCCAACUGCCAAGAACAGCCCGGGGACCAGGUGGCAAUGGUGGAUCUCAAGAAGAGGACCCCUGAGAAAUCAAAAUAUCUCCUGCCAGAAAAGAAAUCUGUGACCUGCAAGGGGCUUCCACCAAUCAGAACACAGAGCCUCCCCCCCAUUACCCAGGGCAGUCACUUUCUGACAGCUUCCCAUGGAGCCACGUCCCAUGCUGGCCUGAGCUCAGGCCCUCCACCCAUGGCUCAGAGAUCCCAGCAGAGUCGGAGUGAACAGGACUUGCUGAGUCACAGGACUGCCUGUCAUCCCUUGCUGGAUAGCUCUUGGAGGGGUGAUUCUAACCAGGUGUUCUCCUGCAAAGCUUGGACUUUGUCAUCUUCAGACAAGCUGCUGGACAGACUGCUCGCAGGCCGGCCUGGCCACCAGGAGGUCUCAGGGCCACCACAUAUUCCUCUUCGGUCUAUUCAUGAUGAUGGAUUUGAAGGUCAAAAUUUUCAGCAUCUCUCCCCAAACCGACCCAAAAUCAAGGAUUUUCCCUUCACUCGGAGCAACCUAGCUCCCCUACCAGACCAAAAAUUUCUGUCUGGAGAACCACUACGGACAAACCGAGUGCUUCCUGCGAUCCCAAGUCACCGGGGACACUGCGGCGCAGCAGCCGGAGGGAGUGAGCACCAGGACAGUCUCCCCGACGAUGGAGAGCAACCCAGGCCACCAACUGCAGAAGUAUAGAGUAUAUAUAUAUUAUUUUCUGACUUCCAAGAUUAUUCUAGUUUGUGAGAAGAGACUCAUUUUAGUAAUCUGUGUUCAUAGGUCAUUCACAGUUUUAUAACUCAGAAUUCUUGAUCACUAAAUAAAGAUGCUUCCUAAAUCAGCACUUAGGAUCUCUGAAUGUGUGUAUAUUGUUAAGUCUGUGAGUUUCCAUUUUCUCUACAUGGCCCAGCUAGCAAACAGGUUAUGGGAGCAGUGUAUCUCAGCUGUAUCCCUCCAACAGAAUGCACGGCUCUGGGUUCUGCCUUCAGCUGUCUACUAAGGCAGAUUCUACAAGUCAGCAGUGACAGCACAAGGAGUUGGAUUCCUGACACUCAGGUGAGAGGAACCUGAAUUGUGUUCCUAGCUUCUGGCUCCAGCCCUGACCUGGCCCAACCCAGCCCGCUCCCCAACCAUGGCAGGUAUUUAAGGAUUGACCUGGCAAGUGAGAGAAUGCUCUCUUUUUCUCUUUUCUCCUUCUCUUCCACCUGUCUCUCCCUCUCUCUGUCUCUC
Ochotona curzoniae (black-lipped pika) is the source of this 2672-nucleotide messenger RNA. It is a transcript of the gene ANKRD55, whose product is annotated as ankyrin repeat domain 55. NCBI's taxonomy places the organism in Eukaryota, Metazoa, Chordata, Mammalia, Lagomorpha, Ochotonidae. Gene Ontology annotation, molecular function: protein binding. The transcript has 13 exons. The record is from RefSeq and is a predicted model, not a curated record. Bases 258 to 2141 code for a protein of 627 amino acids.